AUGAAGUACCUCAGCGUGGCCUCCGUGGCCGCCCUUCUUAGCGCAACUGUCUCCGCCAGCCCAUUGGCCCCCAGGGACUCGUGCCCAAAGGGAUACACCCAGAGUGUAUACUACAAAACCAUUUACCUUGAGCCUUCUACGUCGGCCAUCCCCGAGUCGACAGCGACCCCAUCUCCCUCGCCCAUCACGGUGGAGUCCCAAUCCUCUGCGGUGCCGACAGUGAUCCCUUCUUCCACCGCUGUCAUUACAUCGCAGGCUCCCGUGGUUGAGCAAGUCGAGUCUUCGACAUCCUCUGCUGUUGUAUCUACCUCUACCUCUGAGGCUGCUCCAGCCAUCGCUCUCCUCCCCACUGCGUCUGUUGAGAGUGCUGCUACUGUUGAAACCACUCCUGUCAUCCAGCCGAUUGAGCAGACCACCCAGGCUGCUGUCCAAACCACCACUUCCUCUGCUGUUGAGGUUGUUGAGCCAACCACUCAGGCUGCUACCGAAACCACCCCUGCCCCUAUUGUCAAGGCCGUUGAGCCAACCACCCAAGCCGUCACUGAGACCACCGCUGCUCCUGUCGUGAAGGCUGCCGUCCAAAGCACCAGCACUACUUCCUCCACUACCUCCUCUUCCACUUCAUCAACCUCCAGCUCCAGCGAGAACGCUGGCAAAGCCACCUUCUACGGUGGCAAUGUAUCCGGCGGAACCUGCUCGUUCAGCGGCUACAGCCUCCCAAGCAGCCUCUUCGGCACAGCCCUCUCUCUCGCCCGCUGGGAUGACGCAGCCAACUGUGGCCGCUGUGUCUCCGUCACCGGACCCGAGGGCAACACCGUCAAGGCAAUGAUCGUCGACCAAUGCCCCGAAUGCGAGAGCAACCACCUCGAUCUCUUCCAGAAUGCCUUCGCCGAGCUCUCCGACAUCUCUGCCGGUAUCAUCGGCAUCAACUGGUCCUUUGUCUCGUGUGACCUGGACGGUCCUCUCAAGCUCAAGAACAAGGAGGGUACAUCUGCCUACUGGUUCUCCAUGCAGGUUGUUAAUGCCAAUGAUGCCGUGACUGCGUUGGAUGUCAGUACCGAUGGUGGUAGCUCGUGGCAGAGCACUGAGCGUACCUCGUACAACUUCUUCGAGAACUCUUCUGGUUUCGGUACGGAUUCUGUCACCGUGCGUGUUACUGGAGCUAGUGGUAAGACAGUUGUUGUUAAGGACGUGGGUGUCUCCUCUGGUGCUGAGGUUACUGCUUCGUCUAACUUGUAA
Messenger RNA from Penicillium salamii, 1239 nucleotides. The record is from the annotation of a GenBank genome assembly. NCBI's taxonomy places the organism in Eukaryota, Fungi, Ascomycota, Eurotiomycetes, Eurotiales, Aspergillaceae.